Helianthus annuus (common sunflower) is the source of this 2082-nucleotide messenger RNA. Its product is annotated as probable leucine-rich repeat receptor-like protein kinase At1g35710. Lineage: Eukaryota; Viridiplantae; Streptophyta; Magnoliopsida; Asterales; Asteraceae. Gene Ontology annotation, molecular function: protein binding. The coding region runs from base 65 to 2002 and encodes 645 amino acids. The transcript has a single exon. The record is from RefSeq and is a predicted model, not a curated record.
UAAACACUCCCCAUGUUCUUCUUCUUCUUCAGUUCAUUUCAUUCCAACUCUUUGACACCAUUCCAUGGAGAUCUACUCUCUCUCUCUCAUCUUCCUCUCUCUCAUACUUCCACCAUUACCAUCACAAGCAUGCCAUCACAUUGACCAUCAAUCACUACUUGACUUCAAACACAAAAUCACAUAUGACCCAUCAAACCUUCUACAAUCAUGGACACCUCAAACUGAUUGCUGCAAAUCAUGGAAUGGCAUUGCUUGCAACUCCGCCGGUAGAGUCAUCAAUCUCACCCGCUCCGGUCUCGUUUCCGGCGACGACUUCAUCCUCGACACCUCCAUGUCCGGUACUCUCUCUCCUUCUCUCUCUAACCUCACAUUUCUCCAACUUCUUGACCUCAGUAACCUUAAAGAUUUAUCCGGUCCGAUCCCGCCUCAGUUUGGAAAACUUUCAAGUCUUACCCAUUUGUUUCUUGAUUCUAAUAAGUUUUCCGGUUCAAUUCCGGUCACUUUCCGAUCACUUUCGCGGUUACAAAAGCUUUAUCUUAGUAAUAAUAUGUUCAAUGGGGAGAUCCCGUCGGUGGUUUUCAAAUCUUUUAAAUCAUUAUCGGAGAUCGGUCUUUCCGGUAACCAGUUUUCCGGUGAGAUUCCGGCGUCGAUUGGGGAGAUGAUUUCGAUAACGAAACUUGAUUUUCAUGAGAAUAACUUAACCGGAGUGAUACCGGAUACUAUUGGAAGGUUGAAGAAUGUUAAGUUUCUUGACUUGUCGGAAAAUCAGAUCACCGGAAGUAUACCGGAAUCUUUGGGAUCGUUGUCGGAAUUGCAGGUUUUGUACCUUAAUCAAAACCAACUUUCCGGCGCCAUUCCGGGUUCGAUCGGGGGCUUGGAUUCCAUACAAUUCUUUCGUUUGUCGGAAAACAAGUUGAACGGAGUUAUACCGCCGUCCAUCGGAAAGCUUCCGAAGAUUCAAAGGUUGAUAUUUGAAAAUAAUAUGCUCACCGGAAGACUUCCGGCGACCAUCGGUCAUUUGGUUACUCUCACCGAUAUAUACUUCUCCGGUAACCAAUUCACCGGAAGUGUUCCGGCAAGCUUUGGUAACUUACAGAAUCUUCAAACACUCGAUUUAUCGAGAAACAAGUUGUCUAGACGGAUACCGUCUAAAAGGGCAAACCCGGUGCAUGAGACUGAAACAUGUGAGGGGUCAAGGGCAUGUCAAGCCAACUUGGGCCUGAAGGGCGCAUCCGGCCCAAUACCUUCUCAACUUGCUAAAUUGCAAAAUUUACAAACUCUUGAUUUGUCAUUUAAUCCUUUAAACCUAACCACAUUACCCAAUUGGUUUUCUAAACUGAAACUCUUUCGGCUAAAGAUGGCGAAAACCGGACUCCGGGGGCGGCUUCCGGGAUUUCUCUCGUGGUCGUCAACGAUAUCCGAAUUAGAUCUAUCGAGCAAUGCACUAACCGGUGAAUUACCACAUUGGAUCGGGAACAUGACGAAUCUUUCAUUACUAAACUUAUCAAACAACCGAUUUAGGAACCCGAUCCCGCCGGAAUUCAAGAACCUUUCGCUACUAAUGGACCUUGAUCUCCAUUCCAACAACUUCUCCGGCGACAUAAACACGAUUUUCAAGAAAAAUGUAGAAGGCCCACUUGGUCAUUACAACUCAAUUGAUGUAUCAUAUAACUCUUUUUCGGGGCCCAUACACAUUGGCGACGAGCCCGCGAUGGAUUCGAUUGUUUCUUUGGUGUUAUCGCACAAUCCGAUUGGCGGGAUCAUACCCGAAACAUUGAGCAAUGGCAAUGGAUUGGUGAAAAUCUUGAUUUCUAAUAAUAAUUUCAUAGGCAAGAUACCUAAGGAGUUGUUGAAUUUGAAGAAUUUGAAGGAAUUUGAUGUGUCUAGAAAUAGACUAAUUGGGGAAAUUCCCAAACAUAAUGUUAGUAUUCCUGCUUCUGCAUUUUUGGGUAAUCCUGGAUUGUGUGGGACCCCACUUCCGCCAUGUAAGCAAUCUUUUUGACAGCGUGUCAUUUUGUUGUAAUUUUUUUUUUCAAAAUUUGUCGUGAAGGAAAAUGAAAAUAUUCUGGUAUUAUUAUUCUU